CUUUAUGGAGCAGCGAACAAACGGUGUUUGGCGUUCGUGAAGAGCGUACGCGUUCAUUGUGUUCGUAAGCUGAUUAUUGGUGUUGAGUGUUGACUUUAACAUUAUUUCCUAUUAAUUUUAGUUAAAACAAGCAUACAUUAAAAUUUUUGCUCAACAAAAAAUUAAAAUAACCACAAAGAUAAAAUUAAUAACAACACGAAGAAAUUUUUUAUAAUAUUUCAUCUUUGGCGUGAGAUUUACCUCUGCUCCUGGUUGUGACUAUUGAAUUUCAUUCAAAUACCUUCACGAGCAAUUUCAAAAUGGCAUUUCAAAAACAACGCUUCGUCUUCGGCCUGUGUUUGCUUUUGCUGCACUCUACAGUUACCAUUACAUCCUCCAAAGCCAAUACUAAGGAAGCUGUAAAGCAGGCUCAAGAUGAUAAGAAUAAAGCUGAAUUCCCAAAAGAAGAUGCCGAUAUGUUAAUGGAGCCAAAUGACUUCACCCCAGUUACCGUUUUACGUUCACAGGAACAACAAUUCCACGUGCCACCCACCUACCAAUUCCGUCCAUUACCACCCAAUCCUCAUAUUGUGGCACGUUCUGAUGUUCACGCCAACGUACCACAGCCAACGCCUGUUGACUCACACACACAAGCUGCACAAAACUAUUAUCCACCUUUCUUCCGUGAGGCGCCACCACUGGGUCAUUCACGCCCCUACUUUCCUAUACCCGAUAGUCCAGUGAUACCGAAAUUUGCAGCGCCACAUCCCGAACAAGUGCCACUAGGACCAACACAACGCAGCUUUGAUCCCACUAUUUUAGGUUCCGGAGAUUUUGGAGUGCUACGCGGCGGCACUUUCUACCCCGAAGAGGAAAUGACUUAUCACACCGACGAUAAUAGCGAUUUCAAUCAAUACUACGGUGACGCGAAUGGACAUGGACGCCCCUCGAACGAGGAGUUCGUGCAGAAGUAUACUUAUCCCGAAGAGCAAUUUGCCGAUUUCCGUGACUUUGCCGAUAUAAAUACACCGGCAGAUUCAGCGUUUUCGCAAUUUGUUGUUGUUUAUGCGGCGAAAAAUUCAACCAAAACAAGUAUACAUCCACGUCCGAAGAACAUCUUUGAGCAAUUAGAACUGCUUGAUCUUGAGAAAGAGCAAGAGGAGCAGGAAGAAAAGAAGCGGCGAGCGAGUAAAUCCAAAUCGAAGCUUUCUAAAACGAAAUUGCAAAAGAAGUAUAAGAAGAAGACGAGUCCCAAAGAUAUGGACUAUGAGCCGCUCUUGGCAUUAAGUUAAGCUGUUAGUGGUAGGGGCGGUUAAGCAAAUUGUAGUAUAUGACAUUAUUUAUAAAGUAAGUGAAAGAUGGCAAUACAGUUAAACAAAAACUAAGAAAGCAGGAAAGAAACGUUGGCAGUAUACAUGCUGUUCAGCGUGAAAUCGUUAUUGGGAGUGUAGAGGUUAUCGUAAUCAUUAUUUUCUCUCCUUUCAUAACAUUCACUGUACAAAAUAGUUUCAUAUUAAUUUUUGAUAACGGUUAGAAAUGGAGUGCGCAUAUAAAGUUGGAUGCUGGUAGUAAAAAACAAAGUUUCUAAUUUGAAACCACUUAGUGUAGGCUCAUGCCUUAGCUUAGGACUAAUCAUUUGAUGAAACUUAAUCACUGCCGAAAAUGUAUUUAUCAAACUUUCACUUUGCUUUGUAUUUUAUAUUACUUGAAACCUUUUCAGUAUGUCCGAGCUCAAAUAUAGUUACAUAAUAUGUAUUUCAUACGUUUAUUGCUCCUAAUUUUAAAGCAAUAAUACGGAAAUAAGCUCCGUUUACAACAAUACCAAGAAAUUAGUUUAUUUUUCUAUAACUACUCAUUUUCAUAACUAAUUAUUUCUAUUUUUUAUUAAGAAUAGUUCAAAGCACAACAUCAAGAGUGGAAAUUUUAACCUCUCAUUUAACCUUAUUUAUCUAAAUUUUUCAUGUUUUUUCGAAAGAUUUUCUUACAUAGAAAUGCAACCACAACAUACAUUUAAAAUAUUUUUGUUUGGAAUUUCACUCAUUUUUGAUCUAUUUACAUAUGUUUACACUUAAUUGCAAAAAAAGAAAAGAUUAAAAACAGCAUUCUUUUUUAAAAUUUUAAAUUAUGAAAAACUCAUUAACUUUUUACUUUUUCAUUUCAUUCUCAUCCAUUCUCAUCCAUUCAUUCAAAUAACAAAAAUAGGUUUAAACAGGUAAUUUAAAAAACACAUUAUGUUACAUUGCGCUUUGCUCUAUAUUACUUGCAAGUAUGUAAGUAUAUAUGUAUGUAUUUUAUUUACUUUUGUUUUGUAGUGAAAAAAAUACAUCAGCAUUUUAUUCAAAAAUUAUUUAAUUUUUUCAUUUUGUAAUUUUGGUAUAAACGAUAUCUGAACAUUUUAUCAGAACACAAAUGCUAGACUAUAUUUGUAAUUUUAAGAAUAAUUAAAUUGUUGUAAUUUUUAAUAUCGAGAUUAUGUUCAUUUUUUGUUAUUAUAGAAAAUAAAAUUAUUUUAAAAAUAUGUUUUUCGAAAUUUUAUGUUUGUGGCCUCUAGCAAGCUGGUGGAUAUUGCGUUUAUUGGAACAUAUUGGAAUAAUCAUAUUGACGACAAACGCUAAACGAAUAUAGUAUACAUAUUGUAGAAUGUGUGGAAAGUGUGUGUUAUUAUUACUAAAUUUAAUAGCACAAAUGUACAGAAUGGGUCGAGCAACGAAACGGUGUUGUUCGUAAAUAUAGUUCUAUAUUUAAAAAAAAAAUAUAUAUAUAUAAAUUAAAAGGCCUAAUGAAUACGUCUUGAAAUAUUUUCGAGGAACCUCAUCCACCUCCCAUAUAAUAGUAUUGUCUAAAAGCCAAAGGAUGUUAAGUACUAUUUGAUCCAUAAUAUUCUCACAUUACUCUCUUAUCGCAGUUGCGAAAUGGACUGUGUUUUAAUUUCUAUAAAAUAACAUUUGAAGUUCCAUUUGAAUUAAAAUCAUUUGUUAAGAUAUCGAAACGAAGCAACAAAACAAAAUAUACUCAAUAAACUUA
Bactrocera oleae (olive fruit fly) is the source of this 3003-nucleotide messenger RNA. RefSeq lists its product as uncharacterized. The record is from RefSeq and is a predicted model, not a curated record. NCBI's taxonomy places the organism in Eukaryota, Metazoa, Arthropoda, Insecta, Diptera, Tephritidae.